Messenger RNA from Nestor notabilis (Kea), 2262 nucleotides. RefSeq names its product coiled-coil domain-containing protein 30-like. NCBI's taxonomy places the organism in Eukaryota, Metazoa, Chordata, Aves, Psittaciformes, Psittacidae. The record is from RefSeq and is a predicted model, not a curated record. The transcript has 17 exons. The annotation marks the transcript as partial.
ACACAGGGCACAAAGAAUGAAGGGAGGAUUGAAAAAGACUGCAUUUCAGGCAAAGGUGGCUCAGAUCAAGACGACAGGUAUCAGGGUAGAGAAGCACUUCAUAGAAGGUGCUGGGAGGUGAUUGAGAACAUCGAGGGCAGGAAUUCACAGCUCCUUCACAAGCUGCAAAAACUAGAGCAGGAGCACAAGGAUUUGGUGGAGUGCAGUGAAGACCUGGAAUCAAUUCUGGGAGAGACACAAACCCAAAGCAAGCAGGAGAAGGAACAGUUUCAGAGUGAGGUGGAGGGACUUCAACAACAAAUAAUAAGUUUAGAAGCAGAGUUACUUCAAGUGCAGAAGAACAAAGCUGAGAUGAAUGGGGACGAGCAGGCGUUGUCUGGAGCACAAGAGAUGCAAGAGAUGUUGAAAAGCUGUCAGGAAACAAUAGAAAAGUUGGGAAGUCAGCUGGGAGAGCGGAGAGAACGGAGGAAGCAGCUUGCAUCUGAACUUACACUCUUACGAGAAGAUCUGAAGGCUGAGAAGAAGGUGUUGGGCAGCCAGGGGGAUCUUAUUAAUAUAUCCCAUGAGAAGCUACAAAAAGGGAAUGCUUUGUUAGAUCCAGAGGUCUCCGAACUCCUACAAGAAAGAGAACAGACUAACAACCUCGAGCAGACACGUGAAGAUCUAUGUACAGAUGAAAAGAGAGAGGAAGAACAGGUCAAAAACUUGAGGGAUGAACAAGAACUGCUCUGUUCUGAGUUACUAGACAGCAACAAGAAGAGGGAGGAGCUAGAAAAGCAGCUGAAAGAGAGCAAUGAAGACAAGCAGUUAUUACUGGAAGAACUUGCCCAGCUAAACCAAGGUGUUCUGGCUACCCGGGAGCAGGGUGACAGCGCGCCUGGGGAGACUUUGAGGAUGAAUCAAGGCUUGGCACAUAAAGGGAACAGGCUUCCCGUGUCGCAGAGCUCUGCAGGCAGUUUAGAUGGGAACAUUAAACAGGGUCUGACCCAGGAGAGGUUCCAGCAGCAGCAGGAGAAGCUGCAGCAGCUCCGGCAGGACCUGCGCCGGGUUCAGAACUUGUGCAGCUCAGCCGAGAGGGAGCUGAGGUACGAGAGGGAGAAGAAUGUGGACUUACGAAAGCAAAACGUCUUGCUCCAACAGGAAUGCACCAAGGUCAAAGCUGAGCUGAAGCAAGCCCGGGCAAAACUCUUGGACACAACUGAAACAUGCUCCUCUCUCACAGCACAGUGGGAGAAAAGCCAGCAGAAGGUCAAAGAACUCGAACAAGAGCUCUUGAAGUGCUCCCAGGCUGAUAAACUGCAGGGCAGUCUGCAAGAGAAGCUUGCACAGGAGAAAUCCAAAGUGUGUGAAGCACAAAAGAAGAUUUCAAAACUCCAGCAAAAGCUGAAGGAUUCACAGCACCAGCUCCUGCUGGCAGAGGCGCGGGUUUCAGACAAGAAACUCCUGGAGGAGGAAUUGAAGGAGGCCCGAGAAAAUGAAGCUCGUGUGCAGCAAGAACUCCAUGAAGAGCAGCUGAAAAGGAAGCUCCCAGAGCAGCAGGUGGAGAUGCUACGGCAGCAGCUCCGGCAUUCCCGGGAGACGGAAGCGUCACUGGCCAAGAUGCACGUGGAGCUGCAGGCCAAGACUCUGCACGUCCUGGACAAUGAGAGGAAAACCGACUCAAGUGAGCACCUCCAGUGCCAGAAGGACAACCAGAAGCUUUCGGAGCAGCUCACUCUGCUGAAGGAGGAAAACAAAGCCCUUUAUGAGGAAGGAGUCCGGAUCCUGAGCCAGAAGGACCUGUGUGUCAGGAAAUACAACGAAACGCAGCUCCGCCACAAAGCCAAGAUCCGCAGGGCCAAGGAGACCUUCAUCCAUGAGAUGAAACAAAGGGACAGCAGAAUCAAGCAGCUUGAAAAUGAGCUCAGCGAGUCAAAGCUCCAAGUGGAAAAGGGGAAGAUGCUGGUUGCCCAGAUCACUGCCGAGAAUGAGAAACUACUCCAGGAAAGACGACGGCUCCUCCAGAAGAUAACUGACCAAGAGGAGACCCUGUGGAGCAACCGGUCCAUGAUCGCCACCCUGCAGAGCAGAGUGAAGAUCGUGGAUGAGGAGCUCAUGCAGCUGCACGAGAGCAAGCUCCAGCUCUCUGGCCAUGUGCCCACCUCGCAGCGCAUGCCAGGGAACAUCCACGCUCCCAACACGGAGGACUCGAAGAGCAUCAGCUCCUCCAAACGCCGUCUACAGAGUAAGGUGCUGCCAUCUCCCCAUCCCAGGUACUGUGGG